Messenger RNA from Daktulosphaira vitifoliae (grape phylloxera), 852 nucleotides. Its product is annotated as methylosome subunit pICln-like. Gene Ontology annotation, biological process: mRNA cis splicing, via spliceosome. The transcript is spliced from 2 exons. Lineage: Eukaryota; Metazoa; Arthropoda; Insecta; Hemiptera; Phylloxeridae. The record is from RefSeq and is a predicted model, not a curated record. Bases 90 to 695 code for a protein of 201 amino acids. Gene Ontology annotation, cellular component: spliceosomal complex; cytosol.
UUGAUGCUACUCAUUAAUGUUUCAAGACAAUAUCUAUAUUCUAAAUUUUACGUGAAUAAUAAUUGAAGUAUAACAUCAAAUAAAUAAACAUGGAUAUUAAUGCUAGUUUUAAUGAGGAAGAUGAAGUUAUACAACAUUGCGAACCUGAUACAUAUUUUAUAGUUGAUGAAAUAUCAUUUGGCAAAGGAAUACUUUAUGUUGCUGAUAGUAAACUUUACUGGAAAAAUAAUAGGGAUAAUCAAAUAGUUAGUAUUGAUUACAAAUCUAUGUGUGUAUUUGGCACAUGCAAUCAUCCUACAGUACACGAAAAGCCUUGUUUACAAAUAAUUACUGAUUUCACUUACAAACCUGAAAAUAGUAAUACUAAUGGCUAUUUCAGACAAAAUGGUGGUUCCAAUACUGAAGAAAAUGCAGAUGAUAGUAAUAGUUCUGAUGAAGCAUUAAAUGAAAUUGUAGAAGACGAUGAUACUUAUAAUAAUGAUGAUGAAGAAGAAUUAAUGAAGUCUAAAAUUAAAUUAGUGCCUGAUAAUGCUGAAUGUUUAACAGCUGUUUAUAACGCCAUUACUCAUGUUCAACCAUUACAUAGUACUAAUGAAGUAAAUAGUGAUGAAGAAGGUGAAGAUUACUAUUAUAAUGAGGAUGAUGAAUUCGAAGAUUAUGAAGACGAUAAUAAUGAGCAAAACUUAAUGAACUAAUUUUUUAUUUUUUUUUCAUUAUAAUAUUCAAAUACUUUUUGUUUAUAUUUUUAGUGUUGUUAUAUAUGUUUUACAUUUAUAAUGAUGACUUCAUUUCUUAAUAUAAUAGGUUAUUGUUAAACCAAAUUAGAAAUAAAAAUAUAUUAUGCAAAACAAA